Molecule: messenger RNA, 1164 nt
Organism: Acanthosepion pharaonis
Lineage: Eukaryota; Metazoa; Mollusca; Cephalopoda; Sepiida; Sepiidae
Source: the annotation of a GenBank genome assembly
AUGCCAGACGACAGAAAUGAUUUGAAUAAAAAAAAACCGCUAAGUGACAAGACUUUAAAAGCAAACAAGAAAGGAUAUUUACUAUCAAUAGACAUGAGACAACUUGGAAAUAUUUUCUUUUCUAAAAAUCCGCCAUGGAAUAUCCUUUUCUUUGGUUCAGAUGAGUUUUCUCUGGAGACAUUGAAAAAACUCAAAGAGAACAUGGAAAGCAGUGGCAAUAGAUGUGUGAAAUCAAUUGAAGUGGCAUGCAAGGCAUAUCCAUGCAAAGUACGAAGUUUUGCUAAAGAACAACGCUUGGCCAUUCACACUUGGCCAAUUCCUACCAUGAAAGACAAAUACGAUGUUGGUGUGGUUGUGUCUUUUGGUCGUCUCAUACCUGAACGUGUUAUUAAUAUGUUUCCUCAUGGUAUUCUCAAUGUGCAUGCCAGUUUAUUGCCAAGGUGGAGAGGAGCAGCACCACUUAUUCAUUCUAUUUUAAAUGGAGAUGAAACAACAGGAAUUUCCAUCAUGGAAAUCAGACCAAAAAGAUUUGACAUUGGCCCAUUGCUUCUGCAGAAAGCUUAUGCCAUGCCUCCAAAAUGUACAAUGAUGGAAUUGCGUUCCUUUCUAGCCAAAGAAGGAGCUACAUUGCUUUUGGAGACGCUUUGUCAGCUGAACUGCCUGGAAAGUUUGGAGAAUGAACAAGGUCACCAUGGCAUCACUUAUGCCCACAAGGUGAAACCUUACAUGGCUUACAUUAACUGGGCAGACCAGACAGCAGUUCAAAUAGAAAGACAGUAUCGAGCAAUUCAUGAAAUGAUGCCAUUAAAAACGAAAUGGAAAGGUGAAGAUCUCAAAUUACUAGACAUGAUCCUUAAUGACAUCACUAAAGAGUAUAAUAUUGAUGACCUGAUCCGUCAGAAAACCACUUUCAAUUCUUCAUCGUCUGUUGUGCCAGGGACUGUAUUACAUUACAAAGCCGACAACAGUCUAGUUGUGAAAUGUCUUAAUGGCUGGGUAGCCUUUCGUAAUGUUGUAUUGAAGAAACCAAUGAGUAGUCAAGAUUUCUACAAUGGAUAUUUGUCCAAAGUUAAGCCCAAAACACUAAACAUUUUUGAAAGCAGAGAGAAUUUUCUCUAUGCUGAUAUUUAUAAUGAGAAAGUCACAGAUCGAAAAAACAGUUGA